This is a messenger RNA of Penicillium salamii, 3219 nucleotides long. The record is from the annotation of a GenBank genome assembly. NCBI's taxonomy places the organism in Eukaryota, Fungi, Ascomycota, Eurotiomycetes, Eurotiales, Aspergillaceae.
AUGCCUAAAUGCAUUGGGGGAACCAUUUCUGAAAUAUUGCUAGGUGCAUUCGAAUCGAAUGCACGUCAAGCUCGGCCAUUUGCCGCAGACAGUCCCGCAACCCCCACACGGAAAACGAGGGCUUGGCUCCGCUUCUCCGCAUUUCGGCUUCUACCCGCAAUGUCUCUUCCGUUGACACUUGGAUCCGUUAGCUUUUCCGCUUCUGCGUCAUACAUUAUGGCAUCGGAUCAAGAUACACUAGAGCUCGCAGCGAGCAAGCCAUAUGGGCCAAAGAAGCGGAGCCGAAAGGAAAGAGUACGAGUCACUCGAGCCUGCGAUAGAUGCAGAAAGAGAAAAAUCAAAUGCAAUGGCACGCAGCCAUGUGGCUUUUGUCUUCGGGCAAAAGCCAACUGCACGUUUGCUCAAGCAUAUGCAAGGGGGCGGAUCCCUGCUAUCCCAGCCUCCAGGGAAGACAGAACCUCCCUCGGGGUUGGUGACGAUUCUGUAGCAGGUCAUUCAUUCGAAUGCCAGCAGUACUCUGCGAUACUACCCAAAGUGGCGUCCGGGGUACCAGAGCCCCAUAGCGCACACGUCUCACCGCUGGAUGGCACAUCCAGCUUUGAAUAUGAAGACUCGCAACCCUCUCCAGUCCUUAGCCAGAGUGAGCUGCCAGGCAACUAUAUCGGACCUGCAUCGGGGGUCUCGUUUCUGCUGAGGAUUCAGAAACGUCUCCACAAAGCCAUUUCAUCAUCUCAAGCCAACAGCAUCUUUGCAUUCGGUGAUGCACCAAUGCAGCGACCCGAAUUCGAUCCAUCAUUCUGCAUGAUGCUUCCCAAGGCAGAUGCUCAGCGUUUGGUAGAUCGAUAUUUUGAUUUUGCCAUGCCUACCUAUCGAUUCCUCCAUCGACAUACUCUUCAGCGAUGGUUUGAUGAAUUCUAUGAUACCCUCGGGGCAAUGCAUGAUAAGCAGAACGCAUCAGCCAGGAGUGCUCUGCUGUUCAUGGCCUUUGCGCAUGCAAGGGUAUACAUGCCUGAAGGUGAUCGACCAGGGCCAUCGGAUCUGAGUAAUCGCUACUUUAUGGCAGCCGAUCACCAGCUCACCAAAGAGAAAGGCUCAAUACAAUUGACUAGUGUACAGGCUCGUCUGCUCCAGUGCUACUACCUUCUCACUCAAUCUCGCAUCAACCAUUGCUGGAGCUUGUUCGGAACGGUGUCUCAUUUGGCUCUGGCCAUUGGGCUUAACAGAAAGGACCCCCCGGAGUUUGCAAGUGGACUAAGCCUUGUGGAAGCCGAGUGUCGCCGUCGAACAUUUUGGUGCGCAUACACAUUGGAUGCCUACCUUAGUGCUGCCUUGGGGAGGCCUCGGACUUUUCAUGAUGAUGACAUUGAUACAGAGCUACCUGCAUGUGUUGAGGAUGAAGAUUUGGUUGCGGGCCAGAUAACGGUUCCCACAACGCCGGGCAGAGGCCAAGGCAGGAAACCAUCGACCAUGCUAGCUGCAAUUGCACAUAUGAAGCUUGCUCAAAUAACCAGCAAGAUAUUAAGCAAUCUUUACUCCAUCAAACCUGUCCCAGCUACACGACAGGCGGCUGCUGUUCGAGAGAUCUCCCAAGAGCUAAGUGAUUGGCGAGCGGAGCUGUCACGGUUCCUAGAUGUCGAUACAGUCAGCACAUCACUUUUUCUUCCCAUCUUUCAGCGACAACGGAAUGUUCUGAAUAUGACUUACUGGCAUGCGAUUAUUCUGACCCAUCGGCCAUAUGUACUAAGCAACUUCGCCCGCCUUUCGAAGCGAGAUAGUCUAGAUAUACAGGAUGUCUUGCACGAUGAAAGCUUGCAGAAAUGCUUAGACGCAGCAAUGAUGACAGCAAACACAAUCAGCGAGAUCACCGAAAGCCGACAAUUGUUCCGCGCGUUUUGGAACACUGCCUAUUUUGCCUUUGGGGCAACAAUCAUGCUUUACAUUUACGUGAUUCAAGAGUGCGCGUCCCCUCCAGAGGUAUACGGUCCCUACUUGACUGCCGCAUCCCGAUGUCAGGCCCACAUCUCAGCUAUCGCCGAGAAGGGUUCAUUAUCAGAACGGUAUAGUCUGGUACUCGAAGAAUUGCGCGUGGAAGCACUUCGUCAAACAAAGCGCAUGCAUCCGUGCAAGACCAGACCGGGAAUCUCAUUCGACCCACAAGUGAACGGGGCCGAGCCUAUGUUCAUGCAAAUGAACGAAAGCCCCAUUACCGUUGCCACUACGAGCCCUACCGACCAUGUCAUAGACUUUAAUGGCCCUAUUCCGGGGCUAUAUGCUGAUUAUCCGGGGUGGGGGCAGUUUACUUCGAUGGUUUCAUCUGGAUUGGGUAAUAUGGAUAUGUUCAUGAAUUUUGAGAUUGACUUAAGUCCCGUCGCCAUGUCGCUCUUCCAGGUCAUCUUCGAUUAUGCCGCGCCGGUGUUCCUUGUCACGUCGCCUGUCACCUCCUAUGCGGACCAGAUCCUAAGCAUUCACCGCACAAGAAGCUCGGCCGGUUUUUCCUUGGACAUCCCCCUGAUCAUGCUUGUUUCCUCGGUCUUGAAGGUUUACUACUGGUUUGGAGAGUACUACUCGUAUACCCUGCUUACGCAAGCGAUUGUGAUGAUUGUGGUUCAAUCGCUGUUACUCAAGGUUGCGCUGGAUAAUCGCCCGUCCUCUGGCGGAAGACAUGGAAUUGAGCAUGCGCCCUUCAGCGAUGCAGGCUCAAAUGCGCCUACACGGCCUUAUGAGUUCUGGCAGUGGAAGAACGACAAGCCAUACUGGAUGUUCCUCGCUUACUUCGUUGGUGUCCUCGGUGUGAUUCACUUGACUCCCAUGGGUCAAAUCGACUACUAUAUCAGCUUCCUUGGCUACGUCGGACUCGCAGUGGAAGCAACCCUUCCUAUCCCUCAGAUUAUCGCCAACCACCAAUCCGGAUCCUGCAAGGGCUUCCGAGUUUCAGUUAUCGCGGCUUGGAUUCUCGGUGAUACCAUGAAGAUGAGUUACUUCUUCAACAGCUCGGAGACUAUUCCGUGGGCGUUCAAGCUCUGCGGUAUGUUCCAGUGCGUUUGCGACUUCUACCUUGGCUUCCAGUUCUACAUGUUCUCCCGGAAAGCUUCCCCAACUCAUUCGCGACAUGUGUCUACCCAUGCGCCUACCCACUCUCGACACACGUCGCAGACUGCGGGCAGUUCGGAACAAAACAACCGUUGGGGCCAUGAGCCCAAGGACAUUCGCAUGAAUUGA